AGCAUACACAUACACAGAAAAGAUGGCCAAUCCGUUUCUAAUGGACGAUGAUCUGGAUGGCGGCGAUGUGGCCGUCAAUCCCUUCUUAAUUCAAAGCGAACCAGAGGCGGCAGAGUUGGAAAAUCCGUUUGGAGAGUCCACAUCCAAUCCGUUUGCCUUUGGCGGCGAUGAGUUAGAGGCAGAAGCGGCAGAACCCGUUGCUGACAUUGACCCAGCCAUGAGCUUCUUUGGCACGACCAUUGAAGCCGAGGAUGAUGCGCUCAGUCUCAAGUCUGCUGCCGAGGAGGACGAUGAGGGGAAGAAGGCGGUUGCAGCACCGCCGCCACGCCCUCAGCCGCCGCAAAGCACACAGGAGCUAAUCAAUACGGUGUCCAGCCAAUUGGAUGAGACCAGCUCGGAAUUGUUGGGUCGGAUACCCGCCACUCGAUCACCUAGCCCCAUCUCGAUGAGGGAUCUACAUUCGCCUAGUCCCACACCUGAUUCCGGGCUGGCUGAUUUGCUGGAUGUGGAUGUUUCGGACAGUGGCUCAAGUGCCCAUACCCAGGCUAUUGAGACGGAUCUUAUGGGCGGUAGCGUUAUUGCUCCAGCUGCUCCAGCUGCUCCGUCGCCGCUCGACAAUCCCUUUGGCGUGCCAACAGCGGUGCCCAACUUGCAAGGCGCAGCUCCAAUGCCGUCACCUGCCAAGCAGCAGCCACCACGUCCGCCACCGCCGCGUCCAGCGCCCCCAAGGCCAACACCGCCGUCACACAUGAUGCAAGGGCACGGACAACAACAGCCGGCGCCACCACAGCGUCCUCCUCCACCGGCAGCCCAGGUGCCAGCGGUUGCUGCAGAUGCCGACGAUCUGCUGGACAUGUUCGGGAGUAGCAGCAAGCCGGCGAAACCGCCACCGCCCAAGACCAAGGAGGACAUACUCAGUCUGUUCGAGCAGCCAGCGGUGCAACCAGCGGCAGCAGCUAAACCGGAUUUGCUCAACGAUGAUCUGCCAGAAUCAGAUUCACGCGACGAGCCCAUCUUCGCCUCGCUGCUCAUUCGGCCUGAUGAUAGCACACAUGACAUUACCUCACAACCGCAGCCGGCCACUGUGGGGCUUAUUGCAGCACCGCAAGACACGUCGCAGCGACAGCGGGCGCCUACACCGGACAUUGAGAUCACCACGGUCGAGGAUUUGCCACGCUCCGAUGAUGAAGAGGAGCCAGAACCUGCGCCAGUUGUACAACAGCCCGAACCAGAAGCGGAACAAGACUCUGUACCACAGUCAGAGACGAAACAGCAGCCAGAGCUGGAGCCAGAGCCAGAGCCAGAGACGGAGCCGGAGCCAGAGCUGGUUGCAGAGCCUGAACAACCAAUUGCCAUUGAAUCGGAUCAAAGUCCACCCACAGAGUCGGCGGCGACCACACAAGCGGCACACGAGUCAGCGGUUGAGUUGGGUAGCGAUGAACCCGAGCAAAUGGACACAGGGUUGGACUUUCCUGGUCUUGCCAGCGGUCAGCUGUCAGCCAAUCCAUUUGCCAGUCCAGAGGACGAGGACGAGCCGCGUUUUGUCCCUGUCCCCAUUGUCAGCAACAUCUUUGCGGUGGAUGAGACGGAAACGGAGUUGCCACCAGAGGUGCAACCACGUCCGACGCCACCGCCAGUUCCAGCUGCCAGCUAUGUGAGCAAUAUCUUUGCCGCCGAACCGGAUGAAUUCGAUGCAUUCUCCGCUAAAUUUGACUCGGUGAAAAAGGAUAACAUCAGCAUACUUGAUGGAUUUGGAGGUGGAUCGGGAGCUAUUACACCAACAGGAGGAGAUGCUUGGGGUGACAGCGCCUUUGGGUCGGCCACAACCACAGCGAAUGCCUUUGGCGAGGUCAUCUCGGGCGACGAUGGUUUCGGCAAUGAGGACGAUGACUUCUAUGCGAUGCAGGCGCCAGUGCGUGCCGAUUCCGUGGAUUCUGUGGAAAAGGAAUUUAGUGUGGUCAUCAGGCCAAGGGCAGAGGGAUCUGCGGGUGUGGCGCCACAGUUGGCACCUCCACCGCCACCAGCACGCACAGCGGUACAAACGGGCAUAAAUCAGGUGACCACAUCGCCACCAGCUGUUAAUCCCUUUGAGGAUGUCAGCGGCUUUCCGGCACCACCAGCCGCCACAGAGGGCAGCAUAAAGCGCACCGACUCGCAGGAUACGCCGCAGACGCCACUGUUUGAUGAGGAUGUGUCCCAGCCGCUCGAGGAAUUCCCACGGUUGCACUAUGUCGGCCCCGGCUGGGAGAUGCAGUUGCGUCAGCCCAACAAGAAGAAGAUAACCGGUCAGCGGUUUUGGAAAAAGAUCUUCGUGCGCUUAGUGGUGCAGAACGAUGUGCCGGUGGUGCAGCUUCUAAACCAGGCUGGGGAUAAGCAACCCUUCCAGGAGCUACCACUGCAACCCUCCUAUUCCGUGUCCGAAAUCGGAGCACAGCAAUACGAUCAGUUUGGCAAGAUCUUUACCAUGAAGCUGCAGUACAUAUUCUAUAAGGAACGACCCGGUGUCCGACCCGGCCAGGUGACCAAGGCGGAAAGGAUAACCAACAAGCUGACAAAGUUUGCACAAUACGCAAUCGCAGGGGACUACGAGGGUGUCAAGGAAUUCGGCAGUGAUCUGAAGAAGCUUGGUCUGCCUGUGGAGCAUGCACCACAAUCGUCGCAGCUCUUCAAAAUUGGCUCAAUGAACUAUGAGGACAUGAAACAGUUCUCCGUUUGCAUCGAGGAGGCGCUUUUCAAGCUGCCGGCACUUAGAGAGCGUGCGCUGACCUACAAGAUGGAGGAGGUGCAGGUGACGGCCGUCGAUGAGAUAACGGUGGAGCAGGACUACGAGGGUAAGAUCCUUAGGCAGAUUGCCCGCGUAAGGCUCUUCUUUUUGGCCUUCCUCACCGGGAUGCCCACCAUUGAGCUCGGCGUUAAUGACAUGUGGCGUCAAGGCAAGGAGGUGGUCGGUCGGCAUGACAUUAUACCCGUGGCCACCGAGGAAUGGAUCCGACUCGAGGCGGUCGAAUUCCACAGUGUUGUCAAUCAGCAGGAAUACGAACGCACGCGCACCAUCAAGUUCCAACCGCCAGAUGCCAAUUAUAUUGAACUGCUGCGCUUCCGUGUGCGUCCGCCCAAGAAUCGUGAGCUUCCCCUGCAGCUGAAGGCCACCUGGUGCGUCACUGGCAACAAAGUGGAGCUCCGUGCCGACAUCCUUGUGCCGGGCUUCACCUCACGAAAGCUGGGACAGAUCCCGUGCGAGGAUGUUUCCGUGCGUUUCCCCAUACCCGAGUGCUGGAUCUAUCUGUUCCGCGUCGAGAAACAUUUCAGAUAUGGCUCCGUCAAGUCGGCACAUCGACGCACUGGCAAAAUCAAGGGAAUUGAGCGGAUUUUGGGUGCUGUUGACACGCUGCAGGAGUCGCUGAUUGAGGUGACCUCCGGUCAGGCCAAGUACGAGCAUCAUCAUCGCGCCAUAGUCUGGCGCUGUCCUCGACUGCCCAAGGAGGGACAGGGCGCGUAUACAACACAUCAGCUGGUCUGUCGGAUGGCGUUGACAUCGUAUGAUCAAAUUCCCAGCGAACUGGCGCCAUACGCAUUCGUGGAGUUUACCAUGCCCGCCACGCAGGUCUCGCAUACCACCGUGCGCUCCGUGAGUGUGCAGGACUCUGAUGCGGACGAGCCACCUGAGAAGUAUGUCCGGUAUUUGGCACGGCACGAGUACAAGGUUGGCAUCGAGACCACGCACGGCGAGUCCACGAAUGCGUAUUUGGCGGCAACGCGUCCCAUACGCGAGGAGUCGCCCAGUGGCACCGUUGCCAGCAAACCAACUGCCUCACCGGUGCCACCCAGUGACUCAGAUUCGGAUUCCAAUUAAGCACGCCACACUACACCACAACACACACACACACACACACACACUCAAACAUAGCGAUUGCUGAAUGAAAACUAAUAUUCCAGUACUUUAGUUCCCAGCGAGAGAUCCUGCGAAAUAGCCUCAACAAUCUGGCACUUUGAUUGUUCCUUCUGCUUUAGUUCAACGAGUUCUCAUCGUAUUAUUUGUUUUCGAAUACUCAUCGGUCGCUCAAUCUUCAUUUGAGUGCUGGUGUGUCUAUCUCGAAGAUUUGAUAAUGAUUAGUUGACAAUAAAUAUAUAGAAAGAGCCGCACAUGAGGCACGGCUAGCAAAAAGCCCAAAGGUAUAUCAGAAA
Messenger RNA from Drosophila innubila, 4185 nucleotides. Its product is annotated as protein stoned-B. The transcript has 6 exons. Gene Ontology annotation, cellular component: AP-2 adaptor complex; synaptic vesicle. Gene Ontology annotation, biological process: clathrin-dependent endocytosis; regulation of endocytosis; synaptic vesicle endocytosis. Bases 23 to 3853 code for a protein of 1276 amino acids. The record is from RefSeq and is a predicted model, not a curated record. Gene Ontology annotation, molecular function: clathrin-cargo adaptor activity. Lineage: Eukaryota; Metazoa; Arthropoda; Insecta; Diptera; Drosophilidae.